UCUAGCUUUCAUUGACUCAUGAACUUAACUAUGUCACUUUGUAUUAUAUUAUAUGAUUAUACUCACAAAUUUAUAAGGUAUUUCUUUCAUAUAAUAUUAAGAUAUUUAUGAUUAUCAGAAGGGGUUUGUGGAGAUUUUAGAAAUUCCAUUAAUUGAAAUCAUGAGUCAAUUGAAGCUAAACCACCAUGGAAAAUCUAGAAGCACUGGGCGGCCGUGUGGGACUCCUCAGCAGUGCGCAUCCACGAUCCCGCACCCCGCGAGAUUCGAAACCAGGAUCCAUCAGUCUCGCGCCAGGCGCUUAAUCAUUAGACCGCUGAACUAGCUGUCAUCGAACGGCGUUAAUGCCUAUCUCCAACCAAUCCACGAAGUUGCGCCACCGUACACCAUUGUCUUCAGUGAGCUGAUAUCUCAUUACAGAGCUGGUUGAACUCCACUGGUUACGGCUUCUCAUUAGAACUCCAGGACUAUCUCUUGAAGUCAUUCACUAGUGAGCAGAUGAUUAUUAUCAGAAAGGGUUUUGUGGAGAUUUUCCAAGUUUUCCAUGAUGGUCUAGCUUCAAUUGACUCAUGAUAUUAAUCGGUGAUAUUUAUAAUUAUUUUUCAUAUUCAUUUUGAUUUUAUAUUACAAAGAUUAAUUCAUAGGUGAAAUUCUAUUGAAUUUCAUUGGGAAAAUUUCUAAAACUCUCCACAAAACCCAUCCUGAUAAUGAGAAUUGUUCAUUUUGUAUAAAAAUAAUUUGAUUGGUUAAUAUAUAUAAAGUUUCAUAGAUGACUUGAAUUGUUUUAUCUUUUAUGUAUCUAUGCGAAUGAUUAACAUAGAUUCACAAAUCUAUCAAUCUAUCAAUUUCUAUGCAUGUAUGUAUGUAUGUAUGUGUGUGUGUGUAUGCGUCCAUGUGUUUAUACAGACAGACGAAUAGAUAACAGACUUGAAAACAAAAAUUAUUAUUAUUAUUAUUAUUAUCAUUAUCAUUAUGAUUUAACAACUAUUUAACACUUGAUUAUUAAAUAUUUUUAUAUUCACUUAGUUACUGUGUGUGGAUAAUUCAUUUAUCUUUAAUUAUAAAUUACAUUUUAUUUUUCAAAAAACAAACAUUGUAAUUUUAUUAGGUUACUGUGAUUAUAUUGAUCGUGUUCAGUAUAAUAUUUAUAUAUAUAUAUGUGUUUGUAUCUAUGACAACAUAUUUCUCCCUACAUUGUGCAUCCAUUCAACAACAAAAAUAAAGCGGAUUUUUUUCAAAAGUGAAAAACAUUAUAGAUCAUUAAAGGAAAAAAAUAUAUUAAAAAAAAUAUUAUCAUCAUUUAUAUUUAUUUUUCAUUAAAACAAUACAUAAAUGUGAACUUCCUAUUAAAUGAUUCCUUUUAAUUAAAUGACUAUGAAACAAGGUAAAUCAGUAUUUGUACGUAGUAAAUUUCGUAUGUUGAAACGUACGCAUACAAUGCAUGUUGGAUAUACUGGACCAAUGGAUGAACCAUCUAAUUUACAAAGACAUGAAAGUUGGCAAAGUUUAGAAUUGGAUACAGUACCUUCAUCAUCAGGAACAGGGGAAGUAGAAUCAUUGUCUACUAAAACAGUCAUAACUACAACUCCAACAACAACAACAAAAAACAUAACAAAUGAAAACAAUACAGAAUUUAUAAUUAAUAAUCAAGACGGGCAAGAUAAUGAACAAAUAGAUUUGGCAAGUAGACGUGGUCGAAGAUCAGCUAUAAUUGAUAAAAAAAAUUUGAUCGGUGAAACAGAAGUUGAAAAUCAAGACACUACAACCAUUUCACAAAAUGUCAACAAGAAUUUAAAUGAAACUGGACAAGAACGUCCACCAAUUACAUCAUCAGUGAAUUCAUUUCGUGAACGACAAAAAAGAAUAUUACGUAAACAGAAUACUAUAUCCGAUUUAAGUUGUCGUAAUCAAAUCACCAAUACAAAUCAAGAUUAUGAAUUGAAAAGAAGAGCUAAUGUUUUUAUGAAACUGAUUGAACGAGGUACACGUUCCAAAGAUUUAAACGAGGCAUUACAAUCACUUAAACCAUCAUAUUUUCAUGAUCAAUAUCUAGAAUCAUUUAGAGAUUCUCAUUGGUCACAAUUAGAUAAAAGUGGAAAUUCGGAAAAUACGAUGACUGAUCGUGAAGUUCGUCGAUGUGAAGCAGUUUGGGAAUUAUUCAAAAGUGAACUAACAUUUUUCACUGAUCAUCUUAUGGUGCUUAAAAAUUGCUUUAUGGAACCAUUGAAAAAACUGCAAGUGGACGGAUAUCUUAUGUUUGUUGAACCAAUGCAUUUAUUUGGAAAUUUGGAUGAUUUAUGUUACGUUAGUCAUACAUUCUGCCGUGAACUUAUCAGUAAUUUAAGCCAAGAAUCAGUAUCUAAUGAAUUUGGUAGUACUGAUGUAUUACUUCGUCCGUUAAAAAGGUGGUCUGAACAUUCAAAAGAUGGAGAAAUUUAUCAUAAUUAUUGUUUAAAUUAUGAUUCAGCUUUAAAUUAUUUAGAUAGUUUAAGAAAACUUGAACAUUUUAAUGAAUUUGAAAAGUGGUGUGAACAAGAUACUCGUUGUCGAAGAUUACAAUUAACAGAUUUAUUGGUAGCACCAAUGCAACAUUAUAUGAAAAUACCAUUAUUAUUAAGUAGUAUUCGACGUUAUACAGCAUGUAGUGCUGAACAAGAAAUGUUAACAGCAUGUUUAACUAAAGUGGAAAACUCAUUAAAAUCACUGGAAGAUAAAAUGCGUUGGUUAAAAAACUUUGAACGACUUCAAGAAAUUCAAUCUCAACUUAUAUGGCCAUCAGUUUCAGAAUUAGAACCAAGAGUAUUUAUUCCGGAAUUUUUACGUCAAAGUUUAAUACGUCAACCAUGUGAACGAUUGAUUGCAAAUCCUAAAAGACAAUUAUUACAUGAAGGUUUUUUAACAUUAAAUGAUGGAACCAAAACUAUUGAAAUAUUUGCUUUUUUAUUUGAUGAUUUUCUCCUGGUUACACGAAUCAAAAAGCCACCGAAAAAGAAAUCAUUUUCAGAGAAUCCUUUAACUGGUCGUAGUCUAACAGAAGGUGGAGUAUUUGUUGUUUAUAGACAAGUGAUAGCGCUUGAUCGUUUUACAAUUCAUGAUUUAGGAAUUGUUGAAGCAACCGCUAAUGGAUUACGAAAUGCUAUUGUACUUGUUCUGAUAACACGAUUUCAACAGAUUACAGGUGUUUACACCCUACAAGCAGCAAAUGAAUUAGAUAAGCAAAGAUGGAUUGAAAAAUUACGUAAUAGUCAACAAGCAUUUCAAGAGAAAUUAAAACGGAAAUUAUACGGUAUUGAUAUGGAUCAACAUACAAAUAAGCAUAGUAAAUUAAUUAAUGCUAAAAAUAAAUUACCUAAUCAAACAUCUAUAGCUGAUGAUUAUAUAAAUACUAGUUUAACAUUAAGUAUCAAAGAUACAAAUGAUAAAUCAACUAAUUUCUAUGAAACAAAUAUGAUUGAUAAAAAGAAUAUAGUAGAACAAUCAUUGAAAAAAUUAACUAAAUCUAAAACAAUUCAAUUAGAACAACAAGAUCAAGAACAAGGUGAUAAUCAUUCACAAGAAGAUGAUCAUUCAAAUGAAAUCAUCAAUACCAUGGUUACAUCACAGAUAACUAAUAUUGAAGCAAAUGAUGCAACAGUAAAUAAUAAUACUGUUAUUGUUAAUACACCAGAUAGUAAUGUGAAUAUUAAGAAUUCGGAACCAUGUAAUACCUUAUCUGGUAAUAUUGAUUAUUCAUCGGAUGAAUCGAUUUCCAAUAAUAAUAAUAAUAAAAUAAGAUCAAAUGAUAUUUUAUCAUUGCAUAAUAAAAAUCCAGAUUAUAUCAUUCGUAAUAGGCAUAGUCUUGAUCCAAAUUUUGCUACAUUAAACAUAUCGAAUAAUAAAUAUUCUGAUUCUAUUGAUAUAACUAAUUCAUCCUCUGUAACAAUGAAUUCAUCAAAUACAAAUAUACAAAUGACAUCAAUAACAGAGAAACAAAUUGUAGCACCAAUAUUUUCACCACCUAGUUUAUUAUUAUUUGAUCGUGUUACACAACAUAAUGAAUUUCCUUAUGAAAUGACAAGACAAGUACAAUUUUCUCCACCAUUAUCACCAAUAUUACAUCCUCCUUGUGCAAGUUUACCAUUAGAUAUAACAGCAGAAAGUGCUUAUGAUUUAUCAGAUCGAUUAUUGUCAAACAUGAAUAUUAGUGACGAUUCUUCUAAAUUAAAUAAUUUGAUUAAUAAAAGACCUAUUAAAGGUUAUUCAGCAUCUCCUCCAGUGAAUCGUAAAAACGAUGAAUCAAAUUAACAAAUGAUCAAUUAUGUAAUCUGAUGUUGGCAUUUUUUUAAUACAGAAGUUAAACACUUUAUCAAGAAGAUAUACAAGGAAUAUCACAUUGAAUUUGGAUGAAGAAUAUUUCAAUGAAACGUAUAAAUACUUUCUUUUCUUUUCUAUUAUUGUACAUUAAGAUCCAGUUUUAAAGAAGAUCUAUUAUGAAAAUUCAUUUCAAUAAAUUAUUGAAAUCAUGAACCAAUUUAUGUACAAAACUUAAUUGAAUAUGCAUUUAUGUAUAAUUGUUUAAUAGAUCAGUGUAAUUUGAUAACUUAAUCAUUGAAUUUUUCUACCUCCAGAUCUAUAUAUAUACACAUGAUGACGAUGAUGAUGAUGACAUAAUUCCUUGUUCCUAUACAACUGGAUGAUUACAUAUGACAAUCUCUUAAGUGUUUAUUUGUGUGUGUGUGUAUCUGUGUUCAUUUAACUGUUAUAAUACUUGUUGUUAUAUCAUAUUAUUUGUCAUUUCUAAUGAUCUAUUAUGUAAUAUUCAAUUCUGUCUUAUGAUUAUGGUCAUCAUUAUAUGGAUAUGAAAUCACAAACAGAUGCAUUUAUGGUUAUAUACAUACAUUAUCAUACAUAAUGGUGGUAUAUACAUUAAAACAUACUCAUAUAACAAUAUUAGACAAGAAAGAAAGAAAUUCUUUGUUAUUAUUUUGAAAUUGUGUUUUUUUUUAAGGAUAUUUUUCUGAAAGUAAAUCUGUUUAUGAAAUGAAGUUAUGCUCAUUCUUUCUUUUCUUUUCUUUUUUUUCUUCUUUUGUUGACACUCAAUUGAAUUCAUAUAACACUGUAAGUAUCUGUUGUGUUUGGUCGUCGCUGAUUGCUAUGCCGGAAAAAAGCGCUGGUCAUUCAUAUUCGGAACGAGGGACCAUGGCAAUUCCCGCGAUGUGAAAUUAAGGACACAAGACUAGUAUAAGUGAAGAUUUAUUAGCCCCAAACACUAUGACGACAAUGAAUCGAAUAUAGUCUAAAAUACACUGGUUUAUAUAUUGAAUGUACACCCAUGCUGAUUAAUAAUUAGGAUUAGAUCACAUACUCAGUUAUAACAAAUCACUUACUGAGCAUAGUUCAUGUCAAGUGAAUGCAAGAAUAUCGUAUAUUAUAAGAAAGAAAAUAUCAUACUGGAAAAACAACUAAAUGAUCCUCAUGUUGAAUCAAAAUGGAUGUAAUAUUCAAUAAAACUCAUAAUAAUGAGUAAUUCCAUCGAAAAUUGACGUUUCUUUCCAUCAUAUCAAGCAAUAAUUAAUCUACUGGGUAUAACUCGGGUCUUAACAAUAUCAGUAGGGGUUUUGUGGAGAGUUUAGUCAUUUUAAUAGUUGAGAUCAUGAAUCAAUUGAAACUAGACCACUAUGGAAAAGUUUCAAUUGACUUAUAAUUUUAACUGUUGAAAUAACUAAAAUCUCCACAAAACUAUUUUUGAUACUAAUCAACAUAUGCUCAUUAGUGACUGACUUCAAGGUAUAUAUCCUGGAGUUCUAGUGAGAAGCAGUGACCAGUGGAGUUUAAUCGGGUGGGAGUAACAGGCGAUAUAAUGUAUAUAAUGUACGUGACUGUAGAAUCUAAGACAUGCCUCUUAUUUUAUUUGCAGCUCAUCAGUUGAAUGAAUCUGCCAUAUCCCAUACUUAAUGUUCAUACAUAAAUGAAUAUAUAUUUACAUCCAAACUGAAGAAUAUGUACAAUAAGAAAUAUCAAAUCAUUAUCCACAUCGUUAAUUCAACUAAUUAUAUGUUUUUACAUAAUCAUCUGUUAUUCUCUUUCAAUCCAUCUCUUUACAAUACAAUACCAUAUCUUCCUUAUAAAUAAACAAAAGUAGUAUAUUGAAUUUUCACAGAUUGAAAUCAUGAGUCAGUUGAAGCUAGACCACCAUUGAAAACCUGGAAGCACUGGACGGCCG
Schistosoma haematobium is the source of this 6199-nucleotide messenger RNA. RefSeq names its product prolactin receptor. Gene Ontology annotation, molecular function: guanyl-nucleotide exchange factor activity. Gene Ontology annotation, biological process: Rho protein signal transduction. Bases 1366 to 4281 code for a protein of 971 amino acids. Lineage: Eukaryota; Metazoa; Platyhelminthes; Trematoda; Strigeidida; Schistosomatidae. The transcript is spliced from 17 exons. The record is from RefSeq and is a predicted model, not a curated record.